Messenger RNA from Xylaria bambusicola, 1332 nucleotides. RefSeq names its product ER protein Pkr1-domain-containing protein. The transcript has a single exon. Gene Ontology annotation, cellular component: endoplasmic reticulum membrane. Gene Ontology annotation, biological process: vacuolar proton-transporting V-type ATPase complex assembly. NCBI's taxonomy places the organism in Eukaryota, Fungi, Ascomycota, Sordariomycetes, Xylariales, Xylariaceae. The coding region runs from base 515 to 982 and encodes 155 amino acids. The record is from RefSeq and is a predicted model, not a curated record.
CAUUUGUUGCUUCGUCUGAUUCAACACUUUGGGAGCGCACUUGGGUUUUUAGAACAAGCGGUCGUCGUCGUAGCCGUCGCAAAGUUUGAUACAUCCCUCCUUGCCUACGAAUGUCUCGGGUGCCUCCCUGAACACCUUACCUAGAUCAACUUGAGGUAGGGUCCCUCAACGACUUGCAACCGUCGCGAUCCACGCUAGAGUUGCCUACCGUUGCUGGUGUUGUCUGUCCUUUCGCGUCCAAGGCUGGACCAAUUGUUACUGCCUAAACCGCACUCUGGCCUUUUCUCCAAGCCAGUUCUCUAGAAAUAAGUCGACCGCCCCAACCACGAUUUCUGUUCUCGAACCUCUUCAUCGCGCCGAACCUAUAGCCGCGCAAAUCAUACACCACGUUCUACUUCCCGUGGCCGCGUGCCCUGCUUAAAUAGAUUACUAUCGUGUAUCGUCGCAUGCCACUAUUUGCGACCUAAUACGAUCCCACUUCGCGUCUACGGCCUUUUCCACCCCCUUAUACACCAUGGCGGGCUUUGUUGAGCAGCUCUGGGAGUCGAUCUUUACGCCGGGUCCAACGCCGACUCUUCUGUUGGCAACAAACGUCACAUUUGCGUCUCUUCAGCUGGUUCUACUUGCGCUCCUCAUAGCCACGUAUAGUGUGCAUUUUGUUGCAUUGUCGCUCAUAUCGGGGGGUCUAUGGUGGGCUAUCAACUGGUUCGCAGCUGAAUUGAAUGCCGCGAAGGCACAUGAAGAGGCUGAAAAGACGCGGGUCGAGCAAAGGUCUACUCAGCAAGGAAGUGACGAUAGCGAAACAGAAGUCGAAACAAUCGUCUCUGACAGCAACCCGAAAACGGGCAGCAAGGCAGUUGAACCAGCGGCACAAACAGGAGACCUUAAGCACCGCUCUGCAGAGCAUUCAUUUGAGUCAAAGUCUGCCGCCAGUACCGAGGAUGAAUGGGAAAAGGUGUCCGAGAAUGAGAAGGACAAGUGAAGGUGAAAGGCCAGGAGAAGGUGCACGUCCCGGACUGGCGAAUGGCUUGCUAGUUGUAGCGUAUGAUUGUAGAUACCCUUGGACGGGCGGGUUGUGGUUUUCAUGUCUAGUAGCAACUUUAAGCCUGGUACAGACAGGCAGGUCUAUUAUCUGGGUACCUUAAGCUUUUAAGUGUUUAUCCCACAUUGUCAAAGUCUUUUUAACCACCCUACACCCACCAAAAUUAUUUUUAUCUUCGCAGCUGUUUCUCGUACCUCCAUCCUACUGUAUGUAGUAGAUACCUAAUGUGCCUAAACCAGAGGCUGAUUGUGUUCAUAAGUACCAGAUACCCGUGGCAGGAUACGUGUUUG